Messenger RNA from Paecilomyces variotii, 495 nucleotides. RefSeq lists its product as hypothetical. The record is from RefSeq and is a predicted model, not a curated record. The transcript has 3 exons. Bases 1 to 495 code for a protein of 164 amino acids. NCBI's taxonomy places the organism in Eukaryota, Fungi, Ascomycota, Eurotiomycetes, Eurotiales, Thermoascaceae.
AUGCCGCCAAUUGAUCCAAUAACAGUUCAACAUGACGUCCGACCAGUUGAUCAAGUCAGAGUUGUUGUCCAUACUAUGGGCGUUUCUGGGCCCACAACAAGCGACAACCAUUGGUCUAUCUAUUUGGUCCUUCCAAACAACACUGGCUCUAUCCGCAUCAAUAUGAGGGCGGAAUAUGAAGAUCCCACUGGAUUGCUUGAGUGGACAUCUCACAUAUACGCUGUCACCACUUCUGCUAUCAAGUACUGGGAUUUCCCGGCCGCUUCUGGAGUCCAAGUGGCACAUAUUGCAAGGCUUAUUUACGGCCUUGGUCGCCACAAAUAUGAGAUGUCUGGCGGAGGGUCCGGCUGUCGCUACUGGGUAUAUAGUAUUAUGUACGACCUUGGCCAAAAUAAUUACGUUUCUGGGCAAGCCUCUCAGCAGUUGUGGCCACAUCUUCAGUUUCAGUAUCAUACUUCUGGGAGUUUCAAGCCAUUAAACUGGGUCCAAGGUUAA